AUGAGGCUCGGAGCAGAGGUUGUCCGUGGCGAUCUCACGGAUGUAUCAACGCUUGCUCCAGCAAUAGGUGGAUGUUGGGGUGUCUUUGCCGUGACCGACUUCUACGAUUCCACCAUCAUCAACGAUCCGAUGAGCGAAGAACAACAAGGACGUCACCUGGCAAAAGCCGCUCUGGAUGCUGGUGUCCAGUGUUACGUUUGGAGCACAUUACCUAGCUCAGAAUCUGUCACUGGGGGUAAGAUCAUCUCCCGGAUCUAUGAAGGAAAGCAUAAAGUCGACGGAUAUAUUCGCGAAAUCGGACUUCCAGGCUGUUUUGUCUACACUGGUAAUUUCUACGAAAACAUGAUUUUACGCCAGCACAUGUCCUACGACAAGGAAAAAGACAUGCUCGUCUUCAAACAGCCAAUAAUCAAACCAGAAGCAGAACUUACCAUGUUAUAUGUUGAGAAAGACCUCUCGGCUAUUGUGAAAGCGAUAUUCGAUGCAUGGGAAAGGAAAAAGAGUGAAUUGAACGGAGCUUACUUGCAAGCCAGUCACGCGCGUAUAAGGCCCAUGGACAUCGUGGCCGCCACGAAGAAAGUCUCUGGGAAGAAUGUCGAGUAUAUGGUUCUGCCCACGACAGGUGUGCCGGAGCGGGACAAAAUGUUCAGCAUGUACAAUGAAGUGGGCAUGCAUCCAGGGGUAACGUUUCCUGAUCCUCGGGUUGUCAAUCUUGGUGUUACGUUUCACAACACCGAGGAUUUCAUUAGGGAGAAGUUGUUGCCGCACCUUGGACUGGAGCCGGCCAAGUAA
Messenger RNA from Rhinocladiella mackenziei CBS 650.93, 792 nucleotides. RefSeq lists its product as uncharacterized. The transcript is spliced from 4 exons. The record is from RefSeq and is a predicted model, not a curated record. The coding region runs from base 1 to 792 and encodes 263 amino acids. Lineage: Eukaryota; Fungi; Ascomycota; Eurotiomycetes; Chaetothyriales; Herpotrichiellaceae.